Molecule: messenger RNA, 12603 nt
Organism: Schistocerca gregaria
Lineage: Eukaryota; Metazoa; Arthropoda; Insecta; Orthoptera; Acrididae
Exons: 2
Coding region: 3496-4428 (310 amino acids)
Source: RefSeq, a predicted model, not a curated record
AUCUUCUCGUAGUCACCGCCGUGCUGCUGACUGAUCUGCUCGCAGUCACCUCCGCGCUGCUGACUAAUCUGCUCGCAGUCACCGCCGCGCUGCUGACUGAUCCGCUCGCAGUCACCGCCGCGCUGCUGACAGAUCCGGUUGCAGGCACUGCCGAACUUGCGUCUACUCCCGUCACAUGGCCUGCCAACAGCUCCACUCGCGGGGAGCUGUCAUGCUUCUGUCUGCUCAACUUCGUGUGGUCUACUGUGCGUGUCUGGUCAGCUCCUUGGGGGCCAUUGUCGUCGUGUCUGCUUAUAUCCACAGGAAGCUGUAUGGCUGGCACCGGCUCAGUCCACGGUUUUUUGGGUUCGGUAGGUGCUUGUCAGGCCAACAACUACUCUGCUCAGAGAGUGGUUGCUGGACAACUCGGUCGCCAUAUCAACAGAUCAGCUUGCUGUUGGAAUGUUACUGUCAGAUAUUGUAUCUGCCCCAGAUUAAUGACCUGGUAAGUCACUUUAUUUCUGGCAAUGAUCAGUUUAAUGGUUAAUCUAUAUUUACAUUUAAUAAGAGACCCAUUAGUGACAUUAUCUUUUAGUAUUGUGUGAUUUUCCUAGGUCUUGGCUUCAUUGCAUAGUUUGUUGAUUUUAAUGGCACCAGUCAAUUAGUCCAACAGUUUUUUAAAUUUUCCUUAAAAAUAAUUUUUCAGUCUUGGGCAGUAGUAAGAAAUUUUAAUGUAAUGAUGUAGAUUAUUAUAAAGAGCAUUGAAAUUAAAGAUUCUUCUAUCACUGGGAUUCAUUUAAGCCAUGCAGUGUUGGGCUACCUAAUGUCAUGCUUGAGGGCCCCAGAUGGAAUCCAAACUCACGGGAUUCAGACAUAUGGAGCAGUUGCUCAAGUUGUCAAAAAUGAAUGAUAUAUUUACCACAACAUGUUUUGGGAGUGCAUUAUCAGAUGAUCAAAUGGUUAAAGCUAUGUCAUUAGGAACUAUCAAAACUAAAAAUUCAUCAACAAACAUGCCUUGUCAAACAUUUAAAACUCUUCUGUGAAUAUUUCAUUGUUUCGCAUCACCUCGUGAAGGUCAGUUUCAAGCAGAGCUUUGUGAGAUGGUUAUGUGAGAAAAUGAGAUAUUCAAAGAAGAGCUUUAUUUGUUUAAUAUGGCAUGUUUGCUUGUAGUGUGUUGGUUUGAUGGUGUCUAUGGGAUAGCAAUGUUAAACUCUUGAUAGGAUUUGAAACAUAUUGUGGUAAAUAUAACUUGUAAGAUGUGUGGAAGUUUCUUUGUCCAGGUCAACACGGUGACACCUAAUUGUGGAUAGCGAUUGCCCUUAGCGACCAGUCUCCUGACUGGUGGUUGUCUUAAGUUGCUGCAUUGCUGGUUUGGUGCUGUUAGCACAAUGGCAGUUCUUCACGUGAGUGGCUACUGUCGCUGGGGCAACCCCCUUAUGGGAAGGAGUGUUCCUAAAGCUGUGCUUCUUGUGGUUUUCCGACUCCAAGCCAGCCGCUCCGCUCAUGUGAUACAGCUGUGACGGGUGGCAAUCUUGCUAGGAGAUCACUCAUGAAUCACUGCUCCACUCCCGGUAUUUACGGUACUACUGACUGCUCUUCUCUGGGGAGCCAUGGUGCUGUCGACUGCUUCACUCAUGGGAGACAUGGCGCAGUCGAUGGUUCCGCUCGUGGGGGCUGUGUUGCUGUCGGCCAGCUCCGCUCCAGGCUGCCGCUGUGCAGCCAACCACUCCGGUCGCGGCCCCUGCCGCCUAUCCAACUGAUCUACUCGCGUCCACCGCCUCGGUGCCGGCUGAUCAGCUCGUGGACACAGCCGCGCCGGCUAGUGAUCAGGUCUCGGACACUGCCGCGCUGUAGACUGAUCAGCUCGUGGACACCGCCACGCUGACGACUUAUCCUCAUAGACACCGCCGCGCUGCCGGCUGAUCUUCUCGUAGUCACCGCCGCGCUGCUGACUGAUCUGCUCGCAGUCACCGCCGCGCUGCUGACUGAUCUGCUCGCAGUCACCGCCGCGCUGCUGACUGAUCUGCUCACAGUCACCGCCGCGCUGCUGACUGAUCUGCUCACAGUCACCGCCGCGCUGCUGACAGAUCCGCUCGCAGUCACCGCCCCACUGCUGACAGAUCCGCUCGCAGACACUGCCGAACUUGCGUCUACUCCCGUCACAUGGCCUGCCAACAGCUACACUUGCGGGGAGCUGUCAUGCUUCUGUCUGCUCAACUUCGUGUGGUCUACUGUGCGUGUCUGGUCAGCUCCUUGGGGGCCAUUGUCGUCGUGUCUGCUUAUAUCCACAGGAAGCUGUAUGGCUGGCACCGGCUCAGUCCACGGUUUUUUGGGUUCGGUAGGUGCUUGUCAGGCCAACAACUACUCUGCUCAGAGAGUGGUUGCUGGACAACUCGGUCGCCAUAUCAACAGAUCAGCUUGCUGUUGGAAUGUUACUGUCAGAUAUUGUAUCUGCCCCAGAUUAAUGACCUGGUAAGUCACUUUAUUUCUGGCAAUGAUCAGUUUAAUGGUUACUCUGUAUUUACAUUUAAUAAGAGACCCAUUAGUGACAUUAUCUUUUAGUAUUGUGUGAUUUUCCUAGGUCUUGGCUUCAUUGCAUAGUUUGUUGAUUUUAAUGGCACCAGUCAAUUAGUCCAACAGUUUUUUAAAUUUUCCUUAAAAAUAAUUUUUCAGUCAUGGGCAGUAGUAAGAAAUUUUAAUGUAAUGAUGUAGAUUAUUAUAAAGAGCAUUGAAAUUAAAGAUUCUUCUAUCACUGGGAUUCAUUUAAGCCAUGCAGUGUUGGGCUACCUAAUGUCAUGCUUGAGGGCCCCAGAUGGAAUCCAAACUCACGGGAUUCAGACAUAUGGAGCAGUUGCUCAAGUUGUCAAAAAUGAAUGAUAUAUUUACCACAACAUGUUUUGGGAGUGCAUUAUCAGAUGAUCAAAUGGUUAAAGCUAUGUCAUUAGGAACUAUCAAAACUAAAAAUUCAUCAACAAACAUGCCUUGUCAAACAUUUAAAACUCUUCUGUGAAUAUUUCAUUGUUUCGCAUCACCUCGUGAAGGUCAGUUUCAAGCAGAGCUUUGUGAGAUGGUUAUGUGAGAAAAUGAGAUAUUCAAAGAAGAGCUUUAUUUGUUUAAUAUGGCAUGUUUGCUUGUAGUGUGUUGGUUUGAUGGUGUCUAUGGGAUAGCAAUGUUAAACUCUUGAUAGGAUUUGAAACAUAUUGUGGUAAAUAUAACUUGUAAGAUGUGUGGAAGUUUCUUUGUCCAGGUCAACACGGUGACACCUAAUUGUGGAUAGCGAUUGCCCUUAGCGACCAGUCUCCUGACUGGUGGUUGUCUUAAGUUGCUGCAUUGCUGGUUUGGUGCUGUUAGCACAAUGGCAGUUCUUCACGUGAGUGGCUACUGUCGCUGGGGCAACCCCCUUAUGGGAAGGAGUGUUCCUAAAGCUGUGCUUCUUGUGGUUUUCCGACUCCAAGCCAGCCGCUCCGCUCAUGUGAUACAGCUGUGACGGGUGGCAAUCUUGCUAGGAGAGCACUCAUGAAUCACUGCUCCACUCCCGGUAUUUACAGUACUACUGACUGCUCUUCUCUGGGGAGUCAUGGUGCUGUCGACUGCUCCACUCAUGGGAGCCAUGGUGCUGUCGACUGCUCCACUCAUGGGAGACAUGGUGCUGUCGACUGCUCCACUCAUGGGAGACAUGGUGCAGUUGAUGGCUCCGCUCGUGGGGGCUGUGUUGCUGUCGGCCAGCUCAGCUCGAGGCCGCAGCUGUGCUGCCGACUGCUCCGGUUGCGGCCUCUGCCGCGUAUCCAACUGAUCUGUUCGCGUUCACCGCCUCGGUGCCGACUAAUCAGCUCGUGGACACUGCCGCGCUGGCUACUGAUCAGGUCGCGGACACUGCCGCGCUGUAGACUGAUCAGCUCGCGGACACCGCCACACUGGCGACUUUUCCUCAUAGACACCGCCGCGCUGCCGGCUGAUCUUCUCGCAGUCACCGCCGCGCUGCCGACUGAUCUGCUCGUAGUCACCGCCGCGCUGCCGACUGAUCUGCUCGUAGUCACCGCCGCGCUGCCGACUGAUCUGCUCGCAGUCACCGCCGCACUGCUGACAGAUCCGCUCGCAGACACUGCCGAACUUGCGUCUACUCCCGUCACAUGGCCUGCCAACAGCUCCACUCGCGGGGAGCUGUCAUGCUUCUGUCUGCUCAACUUCGUGUGGUCUACUGUGCGUGUCUGGUCAGCUCCUUGGGGGCCAUUGUCGUCGUGUCUGCUUAUAUCCACAGGAAGCUGUAUGGCUGGCACCGGCUCAGUCCACGGUUUUUUGGGUUCGGUAGGUGCUUGUCAGGCCAACAACUACUCUGCUCAGAGAGUGGUUGCUGGACAACUCGGUCGCCAUAUCAACAUAUCAGCUUGCUGUUGGAAUGUUGCCUUCAGAUAUUGUAUCUGCCCUGCAAGCAGGUUAAUGACCUGGUAAGUCACUUUAUUUUGGGCAAUGAUCAUUUUAAUGGUUAGUCUGUAUUCACAUUUAAUAAGAGACCCAUUAGUGACAUUAUCUUUUAGUAUUGUGUGAUUUUCCUAGGUCUUGGCUUCAUUGCGUAGUUUGUUGAUGGCACCAGUCAAUUAGUCCAACAAUUUUUUAAAUUUUCCUUAAAAAAAUAAUUUUUUCAGUCGUGGGCAGUACUUAGAGAUUUUAAUGUAAUGAUGUAGAUUAUUAUAAAGAGCAUUGAAAUUAAAGAUUCUUCUAUCACUGGGAUUCAUUUAAGCCAUGCAGUGUUGGGCUACCUAAUGUCAUGCUUGAGGGCCCGAGAUGGAGUCCAAACUCACGGGAUUCAGACAUAUGAAGCAGUUACUCAAGUUGUCAAAAAUGAAUGAUAUAUUUACCACAACAUGUUUUGGGACUGUAUUAUCAGAUAAUCAAAUGGUUAAAGCUAUGUCAUUAGGAACUAUCAAAACUAAAAAUUCAGCAACAAACAUGCCUUGUCAAACAUUUAAAACUCUUCUGUGAAUAUUUCAUUGUUUCGCAUCACCUCGUGAAGGUCAGUUUCAAGCAGAGCUUUGUGAGAUGGUUAUGUGAGAAAAUGAGAUAUUCAAAGAAGAGCUUUAUUUGUUUAAUAUGGCAUGUUUGCUUGUAGUGUGUUGGUUUGAUGGUGUCUAUGGGAUAGCAAUGUUAAACUCUUGAUAGGAUUUGAAACAUAUUGUGGUAAAUAUAACUUGUAAGAUGUGUGGAAGUUUCUAUGUCCAGGUCAACACGGUGACACCUAAUUGUGGAGAGCGAUUGCCCUUAGCGACCAGUCUCCUGACUGGUGGUUGUCUAAGUUGCUGCAUUGCUGGUUGGGUGCUGUUAUUGCAAUGGCAGUUCUUCACCUGAUCGGCUUCUGUCACUGGGGCAUCCCCCUUAUGGGAAGGAGUGUCCUAAAGCUGUGCUUCUUGUGGUUUUCCGACUCCAAGCCAGCAUCUCCGCUCAUGUGAUACAGCUGUGAUGGGUGGCAAUCCUGCUAGGAGAGCACUCAUGAAUCACUGCUCCACUCCCGGUAUUUACGGUACUACUGACUGCUCCUCUGGGGAGCCAUGGUGCUGUCGACUGCUCUGCUCAUGGGAGUCAUGGUGCUGUCGACCGCUCCAGUUGUAGGAGCCAUGAUACUGCUGACGGCUCCGCUCGUGGGAGUUGUGUUGCUGUCGGCCGCUUCGCUCGUGGGAACCGUAGUGCUGUCGACUGCUCCACUCGUGGGAGCCGUGGUGAUGUCGACAGCUCUGCUCGUGGGAACUGUGUUGCUGUUGGCCGCUCCGUUCGUGGAAGCCGUAGUGCUGUUGGCCGCUCCGCUCGUGGGAGCACUGUUGCUGUUGGCCGCUCCGCUCGUAGGAGCUGCGGUGCUGUCGACUGCUCCGCUCGUGGGAGCUGCGGUGCUGUCGACUGCUCCGCUCGUGGGAGCUGCGGUGCUGUCGACUGCUCUGCUCGUGGGAGCUGUGGUGCUGUCAACAGCUUCACUCGUUGGAGCCGCGGUGCUGUCAACUGCUCCACUCGUGGGAGCCGUACUGCUGUCGACUGCUUCGAUCAUGGGAGUCGUGGUGCUGUCUACCGCUCCGCUCGUGGGAGCUGUGGUGCUGUCGGCCGCUCCGCUCGUGGGAGCCGUGGUGCUGGCUACUGCUCUGCCCGUCAGAGCUGUGACGCUAUCAACUGCUCUGCUCAGGGAAUCCAUCUUUCUGGUUGAUGCUCCACUCAUGGGGGCUAUUGACUGUUUCAUUUGUGAGGGCUAUUUUACAGGUGACUUCGCUACACACCAGUACUGUUGUCCAAGCAAUGAUCUUGUGGUAGUUGUCAUUCUGGUUACAGUUCUACUUGUGGUGGCAGUUUGCUGGUGACUAUUCUACUCAUGGCCCAUUUCUGAUGGUGAUUGCUGCUCAAGGAUACUGACAACAUUGCAAUGAUUAACAACUUCCUUUCAGAUAUGGGGACCAAUAUUGAACUGUAGAUCUUGUUGACUGCAUUUUCCAUAGUUGCACUACUUGAUCUUUCCAAAACAUGAAAUGCUUCUGAGUGUUAAGAAUGCUGUGUCUGACACCGUAUAGUGUUUUAAAAGCAUAGAAUAUUUUUAAAGCAUACUUGUUUGAUGCCAUAAGAUAUUGAAAACAUUAAAUUUGUUGUUACCUUAGUUGUGGAACUUUGGACAUCAUUAUGUGUUAAGGAGUUUGAGUGUGAGGCCAGUAUUGCAUUCCACUGUGGAUUUUAUGAUGUGAAUUUCUUGUUGUGCAAUGCACUGAAGAACUUGAUUGUAGGAGAUUUACUGUGUUGUGUAAUGUGUGGUACAGUUCAGACCUUAGUUGUAAUGUCUGGCAGACCAUUGGCAUUUUCUGCCUUGUACACAGUGUUUCAGCACGUUAUGAUGUCCUUUGCAACUUUGCCUAUCAACUUGGGUUCUGACAUUGUGCAAAGUGGAAUGCAGCUGAUUCUCCACUAGCCUCCAAUCAUUGGUCUGUUGGACCACUGCUAAUUCAGUGCUUGGUUGUAGCAGCUGUAGCCACUCGCAACCACAUGCCUCAGUCUCUCUGCUCUGCAGGGGUUUUUAGUGUACUGAAGUUUAGGCCCCUUGCUGCAGUUUAAUAUGCUUUUCAGUUUUGGCUGCUGUGGGUCUCUUAUCAGAUGCUGUGUGUGCAGGGAGCUUUUAGUCAUCUAUGGCGUUGUCUCUUAAUCUGUGUGCUAGGCUGGGGCUGUUAUCACCACAGUCUGAUUGAUGCAACAACUGCUCGUACCAUCCCGUGUCCCAGUGUUAUAUUUGUUAAUAAAUUGUUAAAGUCAUUCCAGAAUUUGUUAAAGUCAUUGUUUUUUAAAUGUUUGUGUAGUGUUGUGGUGUUUCCUACAGUUACAGGUGCUUCAGUUUCCUGUGGUGAAAUUUGCAUUGGUUGUCAAACGUACUCGUGUUUUUUUUAGAUAACAGUUUCUUUUGUGCAUUUAUCCAAGAGGUCAUAGGUUUGCAUGUGCAGUAAUUCAGCAACUGUGGGACGAGGAUACUGACCAGUUAAUACAAAUUUAGUUCCAGGAAACAAAAACAGUUGUAAUUGGUUCUUUGGAUAAUCAUAUAGAAAUGUUAAACAGGGGAUGUCAAACCAUUUAUCAAAAAUUCACCAUGAGUGUGACUGACCACUCAGCUAGACCAAUCCGUUCGAUUGGUCCAUCUCUGAACGGGUUCCUUAUAUGGUCAUAUCUAUUUGCUGUGUUCAAGUUUCAGGACCACAACCAAGACCACAGACAAGUAUGUUUUGUAAGCUAUGUGCAUGCUCUAUAGAAUAUUUACCUUGUUAAUAUUUUGGUUGUACCGUGAUUAGCUGGCCUAUCUCCAUAUCGUUCAAUGCAGAAGUGCCCAGCUUUUUUUUUUCCCUGGAAGUAUCCAGGAUUUGUCAAAUUUGUCAUGGAGGUGUCCAAGGUACAUCCAGGGAUCAUCGCACUAUAUGUCGCCGAGGUGGCUGGAUUUCACUGCCACAUUCAUAACAGAGGUGUCAGGAUUUGUCACAGAGGUAUCUGUUGUUUGUCGUGGAAGCGUCCAGGAUUCAUUGCGCCAUUCAUCACAGAUGGGUCCUGUUCAUUGUGGAGAUGUCCAGGAUUUGUCCUGGAGCUGUCCUGUUUUUGUAGCAGACGUGUCCUGGAUUCAUCGUGGUGGUGUCUGAGAUGCGUUGCAUUGUUUAUUGGGGAGGCAGCUGGGAUUUAUUGCAUUGCUCAUUGUGGAGGUGUCUGGGAUUUGUCGUGGAGGUGUUCUCCAGGACUCGAUGCGAAGAUGUCCGGGAUUCGUCGCGGGACUCGAUGCGGAGGUGUCCGGGAUUCGUUGCGGAGACAUCCAGGAUUCGUCACGGAGAUGUCUGGCAUUCGUCGUGGAGGUAUCCAGGAGUCAUGAUUCGUCAUGGAACUGUUCGAACCGUGAUUCAUCGUGGAGUGUCCAGCGGAAUUCAUCGCAGAGGUGUCACGGUUUUACUGGCAGAGGUACCCCGGUUCCAUCUCAGCGUUCAUUGUGGAGGUGUGCGGGUUUCGUCUCAUCGUUCUUCGUGGAGGUGUCCAGGUUUCGUCUCUAUAUUCUACGCGGAGGUGACCGGAUUUCGUUCCAUCGUUCGUCGUGGAGGUGUCCGGGUUUUGUCACGGAGGUGUCCGGGUGUCGUCGCGGAAGUGUCCGGGUUUCGUCGCGGAGGUGUCCGGGUUUCGUCUCAUCGUUCGUCGCGGAGGUGUCCGGGUUUCGUCUCAUCGUUCGUCGCGGAGGUGUCCGGGUUUCGUCUCAUCGUUCGUCGCGGAGGUGUCCGGGUUUCGUCUCAUCGUUCGUCGCGGAGGUGUCCGGGUUUCGUCUCAUCGUUCGUCGCGGAGGUGUCCGGGUUUCGUCUCAUCGUUCGUCGCGGAGGUGUCCGGGUUUCGUCUCAUCGUUCGUCGCGGAGGUGUCCGGGUUUCGUCUCAUCGUUCGUCGCGGAGGUGUCUGGGUUUCAUCUCAUCGUUUGUUAUAACGGUGUCUGGGUUUCGUCAUGGGGGUAUCGGGGCUUUGUCUCAUCAUUUGUUGCGGAGGGGGGGGUGGGUCUGUUUGCUUUCGUCUCAUCGUUCAUCGUGAAAGUGGCCUUGGUUUUUCUAAUUACAUAUCAUUGUGGUGUCCUAAGAUUUUCUUAACAUGCAUGACAGAGGCGUUGUAAGAUUUUUUUGGAAUGCAUCAGAUGUGUCACAAGUCAUAGCAUAUCUCUGGUGCACGACGAGCUGAAAGGACACCACACGGAACUUCCUAUGGUAUUAUUUUUGCAUCAUGGAGAUAGCGAUUAGGUGCAUAUGGUACCAAAUAGAUGCCUGGCAGUUGACACAUUACAGAGUGUCCAGUUCAGCUCGUACAAUAAAUUUGUCCAUAGUUCGUAUUACCAUGCACCAUGUUCACUUUUAUGGCUGGCUGCCUAAGUUACAGAUCAGUAUGAUUUAUUGUCUUAUUGUUUAUGGAGAUGUUCAUUGACUGUCUCCACAUUAAUUGUGAAUUUUUUGUGAUUCUAGUCUGUCUUAUGCAUAUAUGUAACUGGUGUCUCCUGCUUUAGAGACAUAAUUGAGACCUUGCCUUUCAAUAAUUAAAACUUAAUCCAUGUGAAGGUACAACAUUGACAACAAAGGUUAGCUUGUGUGCCAUAGUGAUGUCCCAGUUCUUUUUAGCAUUUUCUGUUGUGCAUAAUGUGAAUAGUGAAAUAUUUGGUUUUGUGUAAUUGGCUCAAAACAGGUAAGACUACGUAUGGUAGUUAAUGACGUGUAUUUAACAUUUAGUGUUGCCUUUUUUGUACUGGUUGAUUUAGUCUCCUGUUGUAUACAAAUUACAUUUACUGGCAGAAAUAUCCCAGUAAAGUUGUGACUUUAAGUCUUGAUAUUGGACUGCCCUUAAGAGGUUGAAUGGCACAAAAUUGCAGCAUUAUCUAAGUAUUAUUUCUUUUCAUUAUGGCCUAUCUACUUCUUCAUUAGAGCAGAUGUAUCCUAAGAAAUCCAGAGGCUGUAUCACUGAAAUCAAAGAGAUGUGUGAGUGAUGAGAGCUAUAGGUAGUAAUCGUUCAUACUGGCACACAAGUGCAGUUGGAUUUUUUAAAAAAAUUAUUUAUUGAUGUUAGCAAAUUCAUCACACACAUUUUUUACGCCAAAGACAUAAACUUUUUUUCAAAUGUUUUUAUGUACACACACUGCAUUACUUUGAAGCAGGUCUCAAUUAUGCAGCACAUACUUUUUUGUUAACAUGACUGCAGGAACAAGGUGUGUGUGACAUGCCCCCCCCCCCCCCCCCCCUAAAAUAAUUUCAAUCAUGCAUUCCUUUCUGGGUCUUCCAAUUUGUAUGCAGUCUUUUAUUGUGAUCGUCAGUCUAAAAUUUUCACUGAGUACUGCAUUAGCUUUAUUAUUUUUCACUUUGGAUUGAUGCAGUUCUCUCACCAGGUUCUCAUAAAGAAAACUCCACUUCAGAGAGAGAUGGGGGCAGUCACCCACAUGUAAUGAAAUGACCUAAUUAAAUUCCACAAUUGACUGUGCAAUUAGUACUGGAUUUCCAUCAUUUCAUUAAAUUUCGCAGUUCAUGAGAAAGGUCUUCCUGGAUAACAAGUCAUCACUCAAUAACAGUCAAAUUCUAGAAAUGUUUUACAAAGAAUGCAGUUGUGAAUGAUUAAUCAAAACCUAACAUACUGAAACAUAGUUGAUACCAAAAUAUUAAUUUGCUGUCACAUUGUUUUUAGGCAGCAAUUGGCAAGUAUAUAUAGAGCAGUACUUGCUAUGGUCCUGUAUGUCGUCUUACAUUCGUGUGUGUUUAUACCGACAUUGUAAUACAUACUUAUUUCACAGUUAAUGUAAUCUUCAUUAGUGAUAAUAUUUCCUUGUUCGUCUCAGUAAUUCAUAUAGAUUUGGAAAUGGUGAUAAAUCAGAUCCUUAUUUUUUGAAGAAUAAUUUAAGCACUGCUCUGUAAUCAGGAAACUUAUUACUUUAAAUCAGUAUAGAUCAAUGUUCUAGCAAGAUUUUUUAAAGUAGGAUCAAUGUUUUAGAGCACCUAAUACUAUGAAGUUUUAUGUACCAAAUUCUUUUGUAAAAUAAAUGUUCCUCAACAAAACUAACUAUACUACAUCUGUCAGUACAUUAUAGAAAAAUUGCCUGAAUAAUUGAAAACUGAAUUAAUUGUAAUAUUUACUAGGUAAUUGAUAUCCAAAAGUAAACUAAAAAAUUGAAAACAAAGCAUUUAUUUACUUUAGGAAUGAUACCAGAGCAAAUGGAGGUCCUACACUUUUCAUGCAUUCUUUGUUCUUAUGAUUGGUGACAACUAUUAUCAGUGAUGUUAUUGCUCUAAUGUGGUUGAAAAAUUGCAUUGCUCCAUGCCAUAAACUUACUAGUGUUGCUUGUGAACCUUUCAUUGCAGUCCCUUGUGUGAGCGUCCCUUUAAAAAUUCCUUCAGGUGGUUGUUAAUGUUUGCAUUUUCCUUUCUAUUAUUCCUCUGUCACUUCCACCAUCCAAAUAGAGAAACACUUCCAUUACAGUUCUCAUUUCAGCUUAUAUAAGUUACUUAAACUUUGUGUGUGUGUGUGUGUGAGUGAGAGAGAGAGAGAGAGAGAGAGAGAGAGAGAGAGAGAGAGAGACUUGUGGGCACUCAACACUGAAGUUAUCAGCGUACCAAAGUGGAAAUUUGUAUUCAUGUCUUAUCUUUUGAUUCACAUGUAAUGAAAAUUAACGUAAACUCUCAACUACUAAAUUCUUUUUAUUUUAUUUCUUUAUUUUGAGAGAGGGUGUCUUUCUUGAGUAUCUGAAGUUGAACACCAGGAUGGAUUCAUAAUUGCCUCGCUCAAACAUGAAUUUGGUUUAGUUUAUGAAAUUCUUCUCAUUUAACAUUGGAUGAGUUGUGUAAAUAAGUCACAUUUAAGUACAUAACUAAUUGCUUUGGUGUCUUUACCAUUUGUUAAUAUUCAGUGCAGAGUAUGAACACCAUUAUAGCAUAGAAUCAUAGUUUUUUUUUUUUAUAACAUUGGUUGGUUACAUCAGAGAUGGUAAUGAUAGUUCUGUUUCUAUACUACUUUGUAAGACAACGCAAUAUCUUGAAUUUCUGUAUGGAUAAUACAUUAAACUGAACAUCUUCAAUGGAAUUUGUGCUUAGAUAUUAAUAAAACUAUUGUAAUCAAAGUCAGUCUUUGCAUAAGUGAAAUAAAGAUUAUAUACCAGUGCUCUGGUUGAAAUCCAGUCUGCAGUUUCUUCCUCAUUUUAGAUACUUCUUGCUUAAAUUAGAACGUCUUGUGAAAUCUUUUGUGUUCAAUUCUUAUCAGCCCUUCAGUAUUAUAACCACAACUCUAUUUCAUGUCUGUGAUUGUUUUAUGUUUCAAUUGAAGAUCACACUGCACAACAGUAAUUUGUUGUGUAUUGGCACUGUGGGAAACAUAUUUCUCCAUUAUGGGAAACCCAUUGCUCCAUAAAUCUAAUGAAUUGUCAAUAACUGGCAAGUGUCAGCAGUAUCAUGGCAAUAUUUUUAAUCAAUUUUUACUUGAUGUUUAGUAUAUGAUGGAUGUAAAUAUAUCGAUUAUUUCCUUUGUUGAGAAAACAAGAUAAUGAGGGUUGAAGUAUUUCCAGUGUUUUCUAUUUAUCAAAAACAUAAGUAAUGUAUGAAUAAAAAUAAAUGCUAAUAAAGGAAUAACAUUUUCUAAAUCUG